This is a messenger RNA of Camponotus floridanus (Florida carpenter ant), 3827 nucleotides long. It is a transcript of the gene lace, whose product is annotated as serine palmitoyltransferase 2. Gene Ontology annotation, biological process: sphingosine biosynthetic process; ceramide biosynthetic process. Gene Ontology annotation, cellular component: serine palmitoyltransferase complex. The coding region runs from base 433 to 2256 and encodes 607 amino acids. Gene Ontology annotation, molecular function: serine C-palmitoyltransferase activity; pyridoxal phosphate binding. The record is from RefSeq and is a predicted model, not a curated record. The transcript has 11 exons. Lineage: Eukaryota; Metazoa; Arthropoda; Insecta; Hymenoptera; Formicidae.
ACCAGUCUGUACUCAACUACGAUCCAACGCGGUGGUUAUGUUGUCACGCAUUAUAUUGUGACUUCGUGAUUCUUCGUGUUAUUUAUAGAAAACGUUUUGACGCAUCAAUCGAUUUGAAGAUCAAUUAAUAAUCAAAAUUUAAGCAGGAAAGACGGAAUUAAAGAGCAGGAGCGGGAGAGGCGAGAAGAAAGAGAAGGAGUGAGACGGAAACUGGACGUGGUGCGGCGCAACGCGCACGAGAUCUCCGCGUAUAAAAGGCUCGUCGCAUCGUCGCAGGGCGUCGCAAAACGACGCAAGGCGACGCGGCAACGGCAUAGGAAAAAUCUUUUAUCGGUGGUGCGGCGCGCGCAGGCGCCGAUCGACGCCACGAUACAUUCGUAUUGUUCGUGAUUACUACGACCGGACGUGGAACGGUGGUGUGAGUAGCGAGCGAUGAGUGGUGGCGACGAGUACCGCGACGCAUCGCGACGUCCGCCGCCCGUCUCGUUGUCCGGUGGCUCUCGCCUCGAGUCGAGCGUGGGAUCAUCGUCGUCCUCGGUGGAUUCGGCUAACGUCAGAGCGCGGAUCAAGUUGGGAUCGGCGAUGGCGACGACGACGACCACGAGGUUGCGCGCCGCCAACACGUGCGAGAAGGAGACGUCGUCGUCGCUGCGAAACGGUUUAACGUUUCGCGGCGCCGAGGAGGCCGGCAGGAUCAACGGUUACACCUCGACGAGUAACGGCCACGUACACUUCUGCUCUACUCCUAAAAAAAUGAAAUUAGAAAAAUCACCAUCAAAAGAGUCUUUCGAAAAAGUCCCAUUCAUUACAGCAGCACUUACAUAUCUCGGUUUCUAUAUUCUCAUGUUCCUGGGAUUUAUCAAUCAAUUAUUCUUUAUUCCGAAGGUUGCUACUGAAAAAAAUAGGCAGGGAUAUGCGCCGCUUUAUGACAAUUUUGAGAAAUUUUAUCUUAGAUACGUCUACAGAAGAGUCAAAGAUUGUUGGGAUAGACCGAUAUGUUCUGUGCCCGGUGCAAUCGUAACAUUAAAAGAUCGAGUCACUAAUGAUUACGGAUGGACGUUUCAAUUUACCGGAACUGAAACGCAAUGUAUAAACUUGGGCUCUUACAAUUAUUUAGGGUUUGCCGAGGCGAGUGGUAAAUGUGCUGAGGAAAGCUUAGAAACGCUCAAGAAGUUUGGCUGUGCCACUGGCAGUACACGUGUUGAAUUAGGGACUAUGCCAAUACAUGAUGAAUUAGAAAAAUUAACUGCGAAAUUUUUGGGAGUCGAAGAUGCCAUAGUAUUUGGGAUGGGAUUCGCAACGAAUUCUUUAAACCUACCCUCUUUAGUCAGCAAGGGUUGUCUAGUUCUUAGUGAUGAAAAAAAUCACGCUUCACUUAUACUUGGGCUUCGGCUAUCUGGUGCAAUGAUACAGAUCUUCAAACAUAACAAUGUGAAACACUUGGAAGAAUGUUUGAAAAAGGCCAUUGUUUUCGGACAACCGGUAACUAGCGAACCUUGGAAAAAGAUAAUUAUCGUUGUCGAAGGCGUUUUCUCUAUGGAAGGCUCAAUUGUUCAUCUGCCCGAAAUAUUAGAAUUAAAAAAGAAAUACAAAGCCUAUAUUUACGUGGAUGAAGCGCAUAGUACAGGUGCUAUAGGAAAGAAUGGAAGAGGAGUUUGCGAUUAUUACGGUGUCGAUCCACGCGAAAUCGAUAUACUCAUGGGAACGUUCACGAAAAGCUUUGCCUCGGCGGGUGGAUAUAUAGCUGGGACGAAAGCAUUAAUAAAUCAUGUAAGGAUACAUAGUCACGCGCAUACGUACAUGGCAUCGAUGUCUCCGCCCGUUACGCAACAAAUUAUUACGUCAAUGCGAAUCAUUAUGGGAGAAGAUGGUACUGAUGCCGGUGAAAGACGUAUCAAACAAUUAGCUAGGAAUACAAGAUAUUUUAGACGCAGAUUAAAUCAAAUCGGAGUUAUAACUUAUGGAAAUGAGGAUUCGCCCGUUGUGCCUAUGCUAGUUUAUUUAUAUUCUAAAAUUGCUGCAGUGAUCCGUACUCUAACGACGUAUAACAUUGCAACCGUCGGUGUUGGUUUCCCGGCAACAUCAUUAAUGCAAGGCAGAAUUAGAUUUUGUCUCUCUGCUGCGCAUACAAAGGAACAACUUGAUUAUGUACUGUUACAUAUUGAAAAGAUCGCGGAUAAAUUAGGAUUAAGAUAUUCGAAAAAACCUCGUAUUGCGACGAAAAUAGAAUAUUAUUCCGACAACGAAACGGAAUGAUCUACCUCAUAAAGUAAUAAAUCGUUAAGCAAUUUAUUUCUGUGGAGAUUAAACUGAAAUAACCAAGAGCUUUAAAAUGCCACAAAAUAAAUGUAGAUAUAAUGCAUUCGUUCAUAAUUCAAUUAAAUAAGAAGACUUAUAAUUAUUACAAGAAAUGCUCGUGCUUAUAAUGAUGCGAAUGUAUAUUAAUAUUUAUAGUGGUUCAUACACUUAUAGCACAAUGAUAAUUGAUAUGUGUUGGGCGAGCAAACAAACGAUAUCAUCAAAUGCCUAUGUUAACAAAGUAUAUUGUACAUAUUGUUAACUUUAUUAUGUGCAAAUUCUCACAAUAUUCACAGAAGUUAUUCAUAGAAAGUUGAAAAAAUAUUCAAUUUUAACAUAAGAUCGCAUUAAAAUACAAAGGUUAACAUAAAUAUCGGGAGUAGUAGGACUCGUACAUUGAAUUUCCUUUUUGGCCAACUCUGUAUGCAAAUAUUGUAUCUUACGUCACUGUAAAGUCACUUAUUUACGUCGCUUAAGUUAACAUUCGUUUAUUCGUAUUUCUCACUUAUAUUGUGUUAUAUGGAAAAGUCAAUAGACAGGAACAUGGACAUAGUAUACAUAGACUCUGCAUGUACUUUGUUUUGCCGUCUAAUUGAGUGAAGCCAACAUCUAGAAAAUAAACAAAAAUAGAGGAGCUCUUUCCUCUCUCUCUUUCUUUUUAUUUUUUUGCAAUUCAUCUACAUAGAGAGAGACAAAGAACAGAGGGAUUAGAUCAUCUGUCUCUUUCUAUAUGUUGGCUACACUUUUCUAGCCAUAUGCGGAGUUUAUGUUAUAUACUACGUCUAUGAAUCAUCUACAAGUCUGAAUAUGUAAUGAAUAGGUCCAUGCGCUUUGUGUAUAUUCUUAUUACAAUUAACCAUGAUUAUACAUAUUUUUAUAUCGUUAAAUAACUAUUUAGAAUGUGUUUGUUUUCAAUUAUUUAAAAAAAAAAUGCUUUUGUACAAAAAGCAUUUUCGCAUAUUAUUACAUUCCAUGUAAUUUAAUAUUCAGUUUCAUAAUUGCAUCUUUACAUUUGGAUGGAUAUUUAUAAUUGAUGUAUAGCAUCUCCGGUGAAGUCAAAUUUCUUUGAAUUGUUAAUGUAAAAUUGAUCAAUUGGAAGUAUCUAAAACAUUAAUCUCUAAAAAACUGAUUAUUGUUAUAAAAUUCAAUAUUCGUUAAAAUCGAUAGAUUUUUCAGUCUUAUAUUUAAGUAAAUGUCACAUAUCAAUACUAUUCCUAUUACUAAGUGAAUGUCUAAUGUUUGUCUCUAAAAUAGCUUUUUAAAAUUUUGGUACUUGACAUUUUUUUUUAUAACAAUUUUUUAUGUACAAACUUUAAAUGAGAGAUAAUACGUAACAUUGAUGAUAAACAAUAGAACAAUAAAAAUAUCUCAAAUUACUUCAUUGAGUCGCUUUCAAUUCAGUGUUUGAAACUUCAUUUUUAUUACAUUAAAUAUACUGCCACCAUUAUGAUCUCUUAAUAUUUAUGAAAAAACAUAAUGAUGACUGAUAAAUCAAAUGAUAUUAGAAUAUAACAUGUGAGAAUCUGCGU